Messenger RNA from Drosophila obscura, 1647 nucleotides. Its product is annotated as uridine phosphorylase 1. Bases 197 to 1294 code for a protein of 365 amino acids. Gene Ontology annotation, molecular function: uridine phosphorylase activity. Gene Ontology annotation, biological process: uridine catabolic process; nucleotide catabolic process. Gene Ontology annotation, cellular component: cytoplasm; cytosol. The record is from RefSeq and is a predicted model, not a curated record. Lineage: Eukaryota; Metazoa; Arthropoda; Insecta; Diptera; Drosophilidae. The transcript has 5 exons.
GGUUAGCCCUCCAAUAUAAGACCCGGCGAAGCAGUGAACAAUUUUUUAGUUUCGCUUGAAACGUUGACGUGUGUAUAUCGUUUAUUUCGUGUUCCUGUUCGUGUUCGGGUAUUCUGCCUUUUUGUGAGUGCGCUUUCAUAAGUUUGUUAGUGGUUACAACGCUAAAGGCUAAAGGCUAUAAGGACACGGUGACAUCAUGCCACCCACAAUAACAGCCAAUAAGUCGCAUGACUUUAAGGCACACUACGAUCUUGCCCACAUGCAGGAUGGAGAGACAGACGAUGCAUAUGUGCUGAGAAUAACGCGAUACUCCGAUGGAACUGUCAAGCUGCGAAACUCGAACAUUGAGCUGAUGGACCAGGAUAUUCUCUAUCAUCUGGCCUUGGGCAGUGAGAGUCAUGAUCUGCAGGAGAUGUUUGGCGAUGUUAAGUUCGUUUGCAUGGGCGGAACACCAAAGCGUAUGGAGAACUUUGCACACUUCAUUAUGGACGAGAUAGGUUACAAGCUGCCCGCUGGCACCCAGCUGCAGGACAUCAGUGCCUACUCGUAUCGCUACUCGAUGUACAAAGUUGGUCCGGUGCUUUGUGUCAGUCACGGCAUGGGAACGCCCUCGGUCAGCAUUCUGAUGCACGAGAUGAUCAAGCUGAUGUACCAUGCCAAGUGCAUUGAUCCGAUCUUCAUACGCAUCGGCACCUGUGGCGGCAUCGGCGUGGAGGGCGGCACUGUCAUCAUCACCGAGGAUGCCCUCGAUGGUCAGCUUAGGAAUUCCCAUGAAUUUACAAUUCUGGGCGAGACCGUGCACCGUCCUGCAAAGUUGGACAAGAAGCUGGCCCGUGAACUGAAGUCGCUGCACAGUGCCGACGAUCCCUAUGACACCAUCAUCGGCAAGACCCAGUGCACAAAUGAUUUCUACGAGGGGCAGGGCCGUCUGGAUGGCGCCUUCUGCGAGUUCACCGAGAACGACAAGAUGGCCUAUCUGGAGAAGCUGCGCGACCAUGGUGUGGUCAACAUCGAAAUGGAGAGCACCAUCUUCGCAGCCCUGACCCACCAUGCCGGCAUCAAGGCAGCCGUCGUCUGUGUGGCUCUGCUGAAUCGUCUGAAUGGCGAUCAGGUGAAUGCCCCCAAAGAGGUCAUGCACGAGUGGCAGCAGCGCCCACAGAUACUUGUGUCACGCUACAUACGUAAGGUGCUGACCCGCGACGGCCAGCUGAAGAAUCUGUUUGGGCAUCAGGGAUCGAUAAAGUCGCCCCGUCGCUUCAAACUCGUCCAGCAGGAGUCCCAGGCCCACGAGUAGACAUUUGAGAAUACCUUCUCGCAUCCGUUUCUCAUCUCUCCAGUAUACAAUGGUGUUUCAACAUUCCCUAGUUUAGCUCUGCCUAAGUUCCUAGCUUUAUUUCUGUGUAUAUCAACCUCACUAGCUUAUUUAACCCCAAGCAUAUUGUAUGUAUAUUCAUUUAGCACUAAAAUGCUGAACUACGUUCCAACAAAAUCGAAUAUCGUUUAAUCAAUCGUACGAGUACGAGUACAAGUAUAUAUAAAAUAUAUCACUAAAGGAGACGUUUAAAGGUUAUCAAGAACAAACGAAAUCGCAAAAUGGUUUAUCAAAAAGGAGAACGAAGCUAAUAAUAAAAAAUAGAUAAAAUAAAA